Molecule: messenger RNA, 1254 nt
Organism: Mollisia scopiformis
Lineage: Eukaryota; Fungi; Ascomycota; Leotiomycetes; Helotiales; Mollisiaceae
Exons: 1
Coding region: 1-1254 (417 amino acids)
Source: RefSeq, a predicted model, not a curated record
AUGUCUGUAAUUCUGCUGUUGCUCUGCUUUGCCACCAGCUUCUACCUCUUUCGGCGAUCUCGGCGGAUGUGUAGAAAGCGAGAACAGCAGUUGGAGGAAGGCAAGGUGGAAGUCAGAGAAGCUAGAGCUAUGUGGCCGAUUGACGACAAUCUGAAAGAUGGCUCCUACUCUACCAGAAGUUUCCAGUCGCUCAGCCCUUCCAUGCCGCAACCUCCUUCACGGGCCGCACUUGUUGGAGCGCACCCUCUCUAUCAUCCUUCCAUUCAGCGCUCACGAACUCUGCCAAGUAUCCGUCCGGUGCAAUACCCCCUCUCUCGACCUGCCGUGUCAUAUCCUCAUAUCAUCAACGGCCAAGUAAACCACCUCGAAUCUCCACGAGUACCAUUCUCUGAACUCUCAUACACGAGGUCGGAAUCAAGGCCCAUGACUGCCCAGAAUACGAUGCAAACCAGGCGGCCACAGACACCAGAGCCCCUGUAUUCUAUCACACCAAUCCGAAGAAGUGAGUCUCUAGACCCUUUUACUCGUCGUCAGAUCAGAUCAUUCUGGUCGAUCUCUCCAACGGUUAGCAUUGCGCCCACUUCACCUAGCGUCUGCUCACCACGAUCACCUACUAUCAAUCAAUCACAAACAUCUCUAAGGCCACCUCCAACACCUCACGAUUCUCCUGUACAGCACUCACCAAACCAAACCCCAUCACCACAAGCCCCGCCGCAAGAACCAGGCAAGUGUCCCCUCUUCGCUCUUGAUCGAGACGACUCGCCAACUCUCGAGCCAAGCACAUUGCCCAAGUUUCAUCUGAACAUGGGCACCACAUCAACGGCAGUUGAAUUCCCACCCAUGCCAUACUCUCCACCUCUAAGAUUUCCACAUCAACCCCCACGAUCUCCUACGCCCCCUCUUCCGAGAUCGCCGAAAUCACCUCGAUCUCCGAAAUCUCCAGUUCCGAAGUGUGAAUCCCCAGAAUGUUCACUUGAGACCCUGGCGAAGUAUGACCAAGCGCCAUUUGAUCAAAUUGAACGAUGGCUGGAGGGAUCAGCAGGUACAGUGUCGGCCUUUGGCCCUCUGCUUGCUGAAGAUCCCUCUCCAUCAAGGACAGGGACUUCGCCAUUGACGCAAGCACUUGAUGAAGAGUCGUCACAAAAAGAGAACGAAGAGAAAGGAACCACCUCAAAGCGCAUAUCGCCCAUUCGAGCUAUGCGCACCAUAGCUUCUAGAAAAGGAAGUAGAGAUGAGAUUGGUGCUGCACUUUGA